UUUACCGCUUGCCUGUAACCGGACGAGUGACGUAACAAGAUGGCUGUCGAUGGUGUAAACAUGAUCAACAUGUGAAAGCAGAUUUCUCAUUUUUUUCAAUUUGGAGAAUGGGGAUGAAAUACUGUUCAAUUAUUCCUUGGAUCAUUUUAAGUAGUUUAAGAAUUUCUCAGUGUGUGACGUUGCAUGUUAAGAGAUUAGAUAUAAAAUCGGAACGCAAUGAGUAGUAGAUCACACGCGAGAGACAGCAGCGUGAUUCCGCCGGUGAAGGGAAUAUUGCGUCAUGUAAAAUGGGAACACUUACUGGCCGGUGUGAGUGGAGGAGCGGCGUCGACUUUGCUACUCCACCCAUUAGACUUAGUGAAAAUAAGAUUUCAAGUAAAUGAAGGAACCCAUGCAGUGGGCCAUCACGUGGCAAGACCGGAGUACCGAGGUAUCGUCCAUGCCAUCAGAACCAUCCAGAAAACCAGCGGUUUCACAGGCCUCUACCAGGGAGUCAAACCAAAUGUCUUGGGCUCUGCCUCAUCUUGGGGUUUCUACUUCAUGUUUUACAACACUCUGAAGACAUUCAUGCAGGAUGGAGACUCAAAGGUAGACUUGGGGGCACGGAAGCACACCCUAGCAGCUUCUGGAGCAGGUCUGAUGACCCUUGUGCUGACCAAUCCAGUGUGGGUCGUGAAGACGAGACUGUGUUUGCAGUACGACACCAAUGCUAGCUCUAUCAAAUCAGAGAAAUACUACUCAGGAAUGUUUGAUGCCUUAUGCAAGAUUUACAAACACGAAGGGGUCCGAGGCUGGUACAAGGGAUUUUUGCCCGGCAUGUUUGGAAUUUCUCAUGGUGUCAUACAGUUUGUGUGUUACGAAGAAAUGAAAACCAAGUACAACAACUUCAAACAGAGACCAAUAGAUGAAAGACUGAACUCUGCGGAAUACUUGGCUUUUGCUGCCCUCUCAAAGAUUCUAGCUGCCACGGUAACUUAUCCAUACCAGGUGGUUCGCUCUCGUCUCCAGGAUCAGCACAGAAGCUACAACGGAAUCAGUGACAUUAUACGGCAAGUGUAUAGGUUUGAAGGAAUGCGAGGAUUUUUUAAAGGAAUGCUGGUCUAUUUGUUUCAUGUGACGCCUAAUAUCUGCAUUGUGUUUCUUGUCUGGGAACAAGUAGUGGGUUACAAUAAACCAAACUGACAGAGAGGACUGUAAAACACAGAAAUGUUCCGAAUGGACUAUAGGACCCAGUGUCAUGCUGUUUGUCACUUUACAGCUCACGGAGGAGAAUCUUGGUGCAUCCCCCGUUGGGGAGAGAAAAACAACUAAACAGAAAUAAUUUUUUGUUUGAAACGGCAUUUUAAAACUUUUCAGGGACCAAUAUUUACACCCAUGUAGUUAUAUGUGGGAAAUGAUGUUCAUAUAGUUUUUAUGGUGGGUACAUUUUAUAGUUGGUACUGUGUAAAAAUCCAAUAUGUGUUCUGGUUGAAGAUUUCGGAUGUGUAUCUUUAUAUGUGGAUUUUCUGUUGUUUACUUAAAACAUGCAAGUAUUUAUUUUCAAAGAAGUAAUUUUAGAAGUUUUUUUUUUAUACAUGUGUAUGUACAUUUACAUAAUGCUUUAUAUGAUCUUAAAGAAGUCUUAAUUUCAUGAACAUUUUCUGAGAGGUGUUAUGUAUAAUUAUAUAUAUAUAUAUACUGUAUAAUUUCCUUUAUGGAUAUUUGAUUCACAGAGGGCAUAUGAAUUUUUAUUUCUAUGGAAUUCACAUGUAAAGGGCAAAAUAACGCUUUUGUUUUUGUGGGAUUCACAAAUGGCAUAAUAAAGCUUUUACUUUGUUUCAUAGAUGUAAACGGCAUUUUCAACCUCAAGAAGCCUUUAGUGCUGUCCACUUUGAAUGCCUUCUCUGUAUCCACUGAGUAAUUUAUUUUAAAAUGAAGUAGAAGCCAGUUUGCACAUUGUGAUAAUACUGAAGUCUUUCACACAUUGACAAUCCUGUUCUCUGACAGAGUUGUCCCUCUUGUAAUUCUCUGUUACAGUUAUCCCUCUUGUAAUGGCGUAGUUUAAUAAAACUACUGGGUAUACACUUGCUUUGUGUGGAAUUAAACAAAGUAUAUAUACAUUUGUACAAUAUACAUUCCGUGAUUUUGCUUCUGAUGUACUGUGUGUACUCUAUACCAAAGAUAAUAAUAUUAAUAGUCAUGCCUUAAGAACAAACCCUAUACCAUGUAAAUAAUACUGAUAUAUACAUAAACAUCAUGGGGGGGGGGGGGGGACCUUUGUUUCAAUAAUCAUCAGUAUCUUUAGUUCUAGUUCUUUUGGGAAAAAAGUUUUUAUGCUUAUAAUCAGGAUUUGGACUGCUUGAUUUUAUCAUUGAUCAUGUCAACAAGUACGUAGUACCAUGUUUUUCGUACUUUUAUGAAUUUUCAUGUAAAUACAGCCCAACUUGCUUCAUGUUAAAGAUAAAACAUGUUAUUUCUAGUAUCGUGUAUUCAAUUGUUAAUUCCACCUUGUCGUUAUGUAUAGUGUGUUUGUACUUUCUAAGGAUGUUACAGUGUAUCAUGAUGGGUUUUUGGUUUUUUUACAUUAUUUGUGAAACUAUUUGACAUAUAUAGAUGGGAUAGUGUAUGAUGAGUGAAUGAAUCUGACUGAACUUUGAUGCUGGCUAACGGACAGUAUGAAAAGUUAUCAAUAUCAGGAUGUUUGUAAGCUGAUUUAGAAUGUGAAAGGACAAAUUUGUGUUUAUAGUGAAUUCUGUAUAUGAUUGUCUGAAUGGUAACAUGUUGGUUGAUUGAUUAUUUUCAGGUAUGAAGGAUUAUGGGCGUUUUACAAGGGACUUGCCCCUAACCUGUUGCGAGUCACACCGGCCUGUUGUAUCACUUUUCUAGUGUAUGAAAAUUUUAUUUCACUGUUUACACACAGGGCCAAGAAGUCCUGACCAAGUGCUAGUUUUUAUAUGUGACAGAAGAGAUUGACAUUAUGAUCUAUGUAAUAAUCUGCAAUGUCUGCGAGGUGUGCAAUUGUUCACAUUUUAAAAUACUCAUCUCUUUGUUCAUGUAUGUGUGAGGUUAGAGAUGUAUAUAUCCAGUAAGACGGGAAACUUACGAUGAGGAUUAACAUUGUUUUAUUUAAAUUUAUUUAAAAACCAUGGAUCAUGUUGAUGUGAUAUUGAUGUUUUAUGAUACAUGUAGGUGACAGAGUUGGUUAUCUUUGAAUCCGAAAAAAACCCCAGACGAAUGAUUAAAACAUUUAUGGCAAUAACA
Molecule: messenger RNA, 3240 nt
Organism: Ostrea edulis (European flat oyster)
Lineage: Eukaryota; Metazoa; Mollusca; Bivalvia; Ostreida; Ostreidae
Product: mitochondrial folate transporter/carrier-like
Exons: 7
Coding region: 217-1182 (321 amino acids)
Biological process (GO): folate import into mitochondrion; nucleotide transport
Cellular component (GO): mitochondrion
Molecular function (GO): FAD transmembrane transporter activity; folic acid transmembrane transporter activity
Source: RefSeq, a predicted model, not a curated record